Polypterus senegalus (gray bichir) is the source of this 3308-nucleotide messenger RNA. RefSeq names its product gastrula zinc finger protein XlCGF26.1-like. Gene Ontology annotation, molecular function: RNA polymerase II cis-regulatory region sequence-specific DNA binding; DNA-binding transcription factor activity, RNA polymerase II-specific. NCBI's taxonomy places the organism in Eukaryota, Metazoa, Chordata, Cladistia, Polypteriformes, Polypteridae. Gene Ontology annotation, biological process: regulation of DNA-templated transcription. Bases 449 to 2230 code for a protein of 593 amino acids. The record is from RefSeq and is a predicted model, not a curated record. The transcript has 3 exons.
UUUUGUCCGAAAUAUUCCUCCAUACUCCACAGUGGCCGCAGCCAGACCUCUCUCGUUGCCUGCCCGAUCUGCGUGCGCGUGCGUAUUGAAAGGCUACGUCAUCACACACUUUACGGUGCAGCCCAAUCUGUUUAAGGCAUGCGUGAAUGCUUGAAGGCGGUCUCGCGGUCUCCGCCGACUGUGGAGGUCACGUGUUUCCGCUUACUGUGGAGCUCCACAGUGGCUGCAGCCAUGUGCUCUUGUUUGUUUCCCUUCGCUUGAUCCCUCUUGGCGGAUAUCCGAGACGCAGUUCAGCUCUUUUAGAGACGAGAGGGAGCAGAACAAGAGGAAAGAAACAAAGAAAUAGCGGGCGAGUGUCGGUAAAAGGAGUCUACUUGCCAAUUCUCAUGGCCAUACAGUGUGGUGUAUAAUGUCCUCCAGGCCAGGGCUGACCAAGUGAGAAUUGAAUAUGACGAGAGAAGAGCAGAGGAGUUUUACGCAGAGCAUGGCGUCUGACUCGUUUGAAGGACUGGAGCAUAUUAAACAAGAGGACUGUGGAUGGGGUUCACAAGUGGAUUUGUGUGUGAAAGUGGAAGACUGCGAAGGAAGAAUUUCAGCUUUUAAAGAAGAGGAGUCCAAGGGGGUGACUGUGGACUUUAAAACUGGGCUUUCUGAAGGUUUCUCAGUUAGCCUUGAACCACAAGACCACAAAAUUAGGAACAGUUUCAAGCAAGAUAUUUGUGAAGAAUCUCAUUCCAGUUUACAGUCAACUGAUAUGGGACAAGUGGCUACACAGCAGAAUUCUGUGGAAGUGAAGUCAGAGUUAUCGGAAUUUGAAGAGAAAGUAAUGGAUGGAAAUGGGAGCGAAGGUGAAGAACAGCAGUCAUCUGGGAGCGUUGGAAUAGGUUUAAAUAGAAAUGGCAGCUUCUCCCCACCUUCCUUUGUUCAGACCUCUCCUCAUUGCAGACUGCAACACAGACAGGACAAGGAGAAGAUGAAGAAAUCAACAAGAGGAUCAGAUCAUUUGCUGUGCACUUCUCUUCCUGUUGUGAGGCUAAGAAGGAUAAAGGCCAUCAACACUGUAAAACAAGAUGUACAUGAUACAGAUCAGGGGGCCCUUUCUUCAGUAAAACAGUUCAGAAGUCAAUCUGACAGAAAAGAGAAGACAAAUCAAAUGAGACUGAAUCAAUAUCCCUGUUCUGAAUGUGGGAAAACAUUCCGUUUUAUUUGCCAUCUCCAAAGACAUGCAAGAAUACACACUGGAGAAAGACCAUAUGGCUGCUCUGAAUGUGGCAAAAGAUUCACCACCAAUUCUACACUUCAGAAGCACAGAAGAAUUCAUACUGGAGAAAAGCCAUAUAGCUGUUCUGAAUGUGAUAAAAGAUUUGCUUUUAAAAGCAUACUUCAGAACCACAUGAGAACACACACAGGAGAGAAACCAUAUUGGUGUUCUGAAUGUGGCAAACAAUUCUCUGAGCGUAGCUCUCUUAAGAGGCACACAAGAAUUCAUACCGGAGAGAAGCCAUAUUGCUGUCUUGAAUGUGGCAAAAGAUUUUCCCAUAAGUGCAAUCUCGUAACACAUUCAAGAAUACAUACUAGAGAAAACCCCUAUGGAUGUUCUGAAUGUGGGAAAAGGUUCACUGAUAGUAGUGGUCUUCAAGUGCACACAAGAACUCAUACCAAAGAGAAGCCGUAUGUCUGUUCUGAGUGUGACAAAAGAUUCACCUCUAAAGAAAUACUUCAGACCCACCUCAGAACCCACACAGGAGAGAAGCCAUAUCACUGUUCUGGAUGUGACAAACGAUUCUCUGAUCGUAGCUCUCUUAAGAAGCACUUAAGAAUUCAUACUGGAGAGAAGCCAUAUUACUGUUCAAAAUGUAGCACAAGAUUCACCUCUAAAUACAAACUUAAGAUCCACCUGUGGACUCACACAGGAGAGAAGCCAUAUUGCUGUACUGAAUGUGGUAAACAAUUAUCUGCUUGUAGCUCUCUUAAGAGGCACAAAAGAACUCAUACUGGAGAAAAGCCAUAUUGUUGUUCUGAAUGUGGUAAACGAUUUACUUUCAGUAGCAGUCUUUGGCAUCACGCAAAAAUUCAUACUGAAAGAAAGACAUCUUGUUGUUCUGAGUGUGGUAAACAAUUCUCUUAUGGUAACUGUCUUAAGAGGCACAAAAGAAUUCAUACUGGUGCGAAGAAAAAAAAUACAACUUGCCAGUUCCACAAAUGCAUUGGGACCAAGCUGCAGACCUAAAACCCAAAAAUGAGGAGGUGUUAGUCACUUGGGACAGACUAAUGUCAGUGGACAGAAAAGUAAAAUACCAUGAAACCAGACACAGUCGUCAAAGACAGUUUGACAGAGCUUGGAUGAUUGAUGUUUCACUGCAACGUGAAUACUCAAUACUCGGUAUGAAUGACAAAAAACAGCCAAAUAUAAAGAAACAUGAGCUGAGCUAAAUAUGGAAUAAAAAUCAGAGAUUGUGCCAGUGGUGCUGGGAUCAGCCUUAUCAAAAACAACUUCCAGGUCUCUCUGGAUGCCCUACCAAUUACCUUCACUCCAUAUACAUUUCAGAAGGAAGCACUAUUAGGGACAAUGUGAGUACUACAUUGAGCCCUGGCAGCAAACCUAAGAGAUAAAACAGUAGCAGUGGAAAAAUCAAUCUGUUGCACAGUAGAACACACUCAUGGAAGACCCCCUGAUAAAAAACUUGACAGUAUUGUGUCAUUCUAAAUCUAUUAGGAUUAUUGCCAUCCAUCCAUUUGCUGUUGAUGAAGCCAGACAGAUGUUCAUCAUGAUGGUGUGACAGGAACGCAUUAUGGGACAUUAAAAUAUCAGCACUAAUAACCUGAUUAAAACUACACGCAUACGUGUGACGUUGGCUUGCUUGACAUCAUUAACUGCACGUUCCGCUUUGGCCUAAUCUGUCACUGCCAAGAUACAGUCGAUAAACGAGCAACACCUUUGGGACAUGAGGUUAAACGGUAAACAUUCCAACCUUCUUUGGUGUAUAAAGGUCAGAUCAGAUUUGGGGGCAUGCACUGAUACAGUGUGUUGUUGCGCCAACCACACAAUGCAACAGCCCAGGAUCCCAGUUGGCAGCCACCCAUGCAGACACGCGGUCUAGUCCCACCCUCCAGAAAUGACCAUCUAUAUCUGUCACAGCCCGGUGUUGCAUGGACGUCCCCCUGGCCUGGUCCAGCCACUCGGGUCCUCAACAAUGAUGAUCCUGUUAGCCGGCUCACCCGCAGGGAAUAACUCCACAUGGCUGUAGUGCCGUAGCUGACGCUCCCUCACUCUGCAGGUAAUGUGCCUCAUUUGGGACUUCGUGAGC